Messenger RNA from Macadamia integrifolia, 1897 nucleotides. Its product is annotated as tobamovirus multiplication protein 1-like. The record is from RefSeq and is a predicted model, not a curated record. Gene Ontology annotation, cellular component: plant-type vacuole membrane. NCBI's taxonomy places the organism in Eukaryota, Viridiplantae, Streptophyta, Magnoliopsida, Proteales, Proteaceae. The transcript has 12 exons. The coding region runs from base 692 to 1417 and encodes 241 amino acids.
UUUUUCUGGUGAUCAACUAGCCAAGUAUCUUCCCCUACUACUCGAUGGGAUUCGGAUCCUUGUAGCGCGGAAGGGAAGAGUGACACAUGGAAGUUCCAUGAUCGUGUGGUCGAGUACGAUGCUACCUUAGAAAACAAUAUACAAAUGCGAUCUACCUUAUCCCAUAACAAAAUGGAGAAACCCUUUCCCACUCCAACUUUCAUCCCACUAUUUCGCCAUUGCCGUCGACGAUUUCUCCCUAGAACCAGCGAGGUGCAUAAUAUUGAUGAUCACCGUUGCUGCAAUCUCCUUGAGAAGAGGGCGAGUAGGAUACAGAGAAGAUUGAGGUAAAGGGCAAUGUCGCUGUACCGUGCACAUGGUGACGAUGCAGAACUAGAGGGGGUCGAUGGCGGGAUGGUUCUCCAAGGCCCGAGAAAGUCUCGAUUGAAGGAAUAGAUUAGCACACCCAGAGAUAGAUGAUGAGGAAGAAGAUGGAUUGCCUGAUGAUGAUGGAAUUGGAAGCCAACUGGGGUUUCUGCAUUUGGGUUUGGUGCUGCCUAAGGCCUCGCACAACUGCUAUGGCAGGGACUGUCUUGCAGCGAUAAAGACCGGACUUCUUACCGUCAUCGAGUGGUCUUUGUUUCUUCGUUUUCUCUGCCUGAGGGACUGGGAAAUUUUGAAGGAGGAGCCAUCAACGUUUCCCUCUGAACGAAUGGAAGAGAUUCAAUUAAUUAGGAUUGAACUGCGGUUCCCAGAAUAUGGUUGGACGGCACAGAAGAUUUUUCAUCUUAUGAACUUCAUUUUAAAUGGAGUGCGUGCAACUGCUUUUGGAUUUUACAAGCUUGUAUUUCUUCUGAAGCCAAAGGUCUUUAUUUUUGUGUUGGUGGAUCUCCCUGGACUGCUAUUUGUCUCAACCUAUACCCUACUUGUCCUAUUUUGGGCAGAAAUAUAUAAUCAGGCAAGAGGCCUUCAAACAGAGAAGCUCAGGAUUGUAUACUUGUCAUUUAAUGGUGGAAUUUACUUUAUUCAGGUUUGUCUUUGGAUUUACCUGUGGAUAAAUGACAACAGUGUUGUGGGAGCCAUUGGAAAGAUAUUUAUUGCAGUUGUAUCAUUUGCUGCAGCACUCGGUUUCCUUUUGUAUGGAGGGAGACUAUUUUUCAUGCUGAGGCACUUCCCUAUUGAAUCUAAAGGGCGAAGAAAGAAGCUCCAUGAGGUUGGAUCAGUUACUGCAAUAUGUUUCACCUGCUUUAUUAUCAGAUGCUUUGUGGACGCAUUAUCUGCUUUUGACUCAUAUGCAUCCCUCGACGUGUUGUAUCAUCCAGUCUUGAACUUCAUCUAUUACAUGCUGGCUGAGGUCCUGCCAUCAGCACUUGUCCUCUACAUCUUGCGGAAGCUACCCCCCAAGAGAAUAUCAGCACAGUACCACCCAAUCCAUUAGCCCAGCCUAAUCUUCAUCCUUGAAAGGUUUCCUCAUUUAGAAUCUCGAUGAGGUUCUGGAGGUGUAUUGCAGUUGGAGAAAGAAAAGCAGAUGAGUGGAGAAAAUGGAUGCAGAUGUGUGAUGCUGGGGCUCUUCUAAGCUUAUACGGGGCUCUUCUAAGCUUGUGGGGAGAAAUCUGUUUACCAGGUUGAAGCAAUUGGUUAUGAAAAUGGCAUCAAGAGUUGGUGCAUAUUUGAUGAUGUCCAUGUUUCAUUUAUUUGACAAAUUGAUGUCAAAAUUUUGCAGGUUCUCUGUAGGGGUUAUAAAGGGUUCUUUGCCUUUCUAUUUUCUAGAGUUCUGAUUUUGGAAAGGCACAUGUAAGAACAAAAUUUCUUGUAACAUUUAAGUUGUAUAUUUAUUUAGUCACUUCAUAAAGUUGGAGAGGGAGGCAUAUUGAUUACUGCAAUCCAUCUCUGGCAAAUAGAGAACCUUCUAAGAUCA